CUCUGGCCUCUCCAGCAGGGAUGAGUGCCAUGGCCCAAGGAGCUAGCAUUCUUGACCAGGGGAGGUAGGGAGGGAUGAAGAGAGCUUUCAAGUGUAUUUAACAUUCUCCUCACAGCCCUCUCCAACGGGUCUCCCUCUGUCCUUUCUCCAAACACCAGACUCCUAAGUUUACUGAAGAAAAAUAAGCUCAUUAAUCCAGACUCAGCCUAACAUAGCAAAAGAAACAAGACAUAGUCUGAUGGUGAAAACCCUGGAUUUGGAGACCAUAAAGAAGAUGGAGAGGCACAUGGUCAGGCAACAAUUGUAUAAGCACUUUGAUUUGGAGAGGAAGAAUGCCAAGCAGGCUGAAGCCAGACUGGACCAAAGGCUGCAGAAACUGGAGGAUAUCUGCCUCUACCAUGUGAAAUUGCUGACCUGGGAGCAGAGGCAGCUCCAAAAAGAACUGCAGAAGUUGCAGCAAGCAAAAACCAUGAAGAAAAAGUUCUCCUCUUAUUUGGGGAAUGGAAUUCAGAAGAGACCAGAAGAUGUUCUCAUGUUCUCACCACAGGGAGGGCAGCAGCACAGAGCCCCACAGGCUAAGAAAAUGAGAGCAUUGGCAACCCGUGUGACCCAAGACACAUACGAAAGCAAGUCCCAGCUGCCUCCUUCACAUGAUCCUGGCCUCAAAGACUCCAUGAAGAGCAAAGAGCAGCUACUCUCUCAAAAUAAGAGAAUUGCCUGCUUCACGAAAGAGCAACCACAAGCCCAAGAGAAAGAUUCUGUGAAUCCACCUAAGGACGUAGACUCCAGCAAGAGCAUCUCUGUUCUAUGCCAAAAUCAAGAGGUUUCCACCAACACCAUAGAACAAGGUCCUAGUUCCAGCCUAGCUCGUAAUAGUGGAACGGCACAUGCUGAUAAGACCAGAUCAAAAGAUGUUGCUGUAAAGCCAGAUGGGAACACUGGAAAACAAAUUCCUCCAAAUCACACGGAAUGUGCAGGAAGCUUCGAAGGUGAGUUCACGAAGCCAGCCUUCUUAGAGUUGCUUUCAAAGGCCAGAAAUGUGCAUUAUCUCCGGCACAGGGUGCCCCCUGAGUCUGAGAGGUUGCUCAGCAUUGGGGAGGUAUUUGGGCAUGGGGAAUCCCUGGAAGGCAGGCGAGGAGUGUGAAAAUAGAGCGCCUUCUAAGUUUCUUCCUCUCUAACCAUUUAACAUAGCCUGAUAAUAACAUAUUCCAUUAUUGCUAAGGAAAUGUGCUCCUCAAAUGGCUAUAUUAAGCAAUACAGAGAAAAACAAAUAAACAUAAUUGAGUUACAAUUUUAUUUUAAACUUCCUAUUAUUUUCCGGGAAUAUAAUAUUUCUUGAAUGAACAAUGCUAAUAUAUGAAAAAGGAGGGGAGGAAUGAAUCUUCUGAAAGUUCUUUUUAAGGGAUGUGUUUAUGAUGUCAUCAACACUAUGAAUAUAUAUUGAUGACUGGACUUGGGAAAACAGUAAGAGUCUUGCUUUCAGGGACUUCCGGUUUCUUCUAGGAGAUUCUCAUGGUGCCACCUGCUGGCAAAACGGCGUAGCUAUUCUCUUUUUUUAGUUUGAUAUACAGUAGUGGUAGGAAUAGGAAUGCGAUUGUAAACAUGUACUGUAACAUGGUCUGCAAAGAAAACCCGCUCUUUAACCACACCCAUGUGCUUUCUUUGGAAGCCGUUUCCUUCUUUCCUUUAUUUACAGAUAGCUCCAUUUUAGUUUUCACCUUCCCACUUUCAACCUGCUCCUAUCAAAUUUUUUGAAUCCUAUUGAAAGAAUAAUGGACAAUCUUUUCCGUCUCGUAUCUUUGAGAAUCAAAGGAUUUUAAAAACUUUUAAUCAUCUCCCAACAUGCUGUCAAAUGCAUAGCAGACUCUAUCAAAACGAUUUCACUGUAAAAUGAGAGGUACUAACAUUGUUAACAAGUUAUUGUUUCAAGUAGGCCUCUAUGACUUGGCCUACAUUGUAAAAGAAUCGAUUAGAUUUUGUUUCCCAUUCAAGGGAUCCAAAUAUCACACUAAAAAUAAGUAGUAUCAUAAGUCAUCAGAAAACAAUAGCUUUUUGUUAACACAUUUAAACUUAUUGUCUACCUAAUGAAGUGUAGAAUAAAAUCAUCACCACUUUUUAUCUAUACUGACUUUAUUAGGAAAAUCAUCUUGCGCCAUAGGUCUCAAAGAAAUCAUGCCUCUAUGGUGGAUAAAUUCAAAUCUUCAGCCCAAUAACAAAUUUUAAUUCCAGAAGUAUAAACUUGAGGGCCUAUUUCAUAUCUGGCAUCCAUACUUGAUGUAACCCAGCCUGGGAUAUUUUGAUGAAACAAGGUUAUUUAGCUCAGAAAUGAUAAAGGACCCCAACCUACUAAUAUGACAAAGGGCCUGCAAUGAAGAUUAAUUCAUAUUUAAUUUAUAGUUCAUUAAAUAUAAAUUUGAAGUACAUUUAGUUUGAAAACAUUUCAUUUAAUUCAGAUUUAGAAUUCCUGUGUUUAAAAAUAGCAAUUCCUAAUAGCUCCUAUUUUUCAGUACCUCCCCCCAUCCUGGCACAUUCCACACAGCAUGCCAACUGAUCCUCAAAACAAUGCUGCAAAAUAGUUUUCUUUAUCCCCAUUCCACAGAUAAGGAAAUUGAGGGAAGAGUGGUGGCAACUUGCUAGUAGAUGGCAGUCUAGCAUUUGAUCUCUCCUCUACUCAAUUUCCUUGCUCACGCUCUUUCAUUACACCACACUACCACCUAUCUGAAGACAAAAGCUUAGAUCAAACAUGUGAGAGUCAGUUUCAUUAGCCCAGCCUCUGACCUUCAAUGGGGAGACAAUACUUUAUAGUGAAAAGAACACAAGAAAUCUGCUACUGCCAAGAUUUUCUUCCAUGAAGCAAAGCAGCAGAGGAAGAUAGGCCACAGGUGACAGAACUGAUUCACGAAAACUUAACUUAUUUGCACCAGCCAUGCUUGGGCCAACAGGAAUAGGCAUACAACAAUUAGAGAACCCCUUUGUAAACUGCACAAGCUCUUUCCUAAAAUGUCUUUCUUCUUGCCUUCUACUCAAGCCUUGCCUAUCAUCAUCACAAUUCUCCCUCAAGGCUGAGUCCUGAGUGAAUGGUUUGUCACUACUAAGUGGGUCUUUUCACUGUACUAGCUAUCACAGUUAGAAGGGGCCAUCACAAGGCAGAGGGAGCCAGCCUCAGCCCACACCUCUGUUCUACUUGGUUCCACGCCCUCUGCUGCAAGUCCACCUCACUCCUGCCAUCUACGGAAGGGAACAUUCUGCAUGUUCCUCCUUGCUGUCUUGCUUGUGUCUUCAAAUACAUCUGACAGACCCAGAUCUGUCUGCACUUUUAAAAUCAGUAUUUUAGUAUAUCCUGUUUUAAAUAUUCCCUGCAUUGCCACAAAUUAUACAUUUAAAAAUCUUCUAACCACCUCGAUUUUAUCUUCUUAUCAUUUAGUCUAAUACAUUUUCCUUCUUCAAUACAAUGGAUGUAAUACUCUGAUUAGUACAACUUAACACAAUCAAAGGGAACGCUGCUGCAUGGAGCCUUUCUUGCAUAACUCAUUAAAUUCUAAAGAACAGUUUAAAUCCUUAAUCCUCGCACGGCACAUGGUGUUCUAGGAUGGCUUGCUCUCGACUAGGCACAGUUACUGUGCUUAUACCAGUGGUUCUCAGCUAGGAGCAAAUGUGCCCCCCCGCCCCCAAAAAACAUCUAGCACUGUCCAGAGGUAUUUCUGGUUGUCACAACUGAGGUGAGGGGGCUGCUACUGGAGUCUAGUAGGUAGGGACCAUAAAUUCUAUAAUACAUGGAGCAGCCCUCUAAAACAAAGAAUUAACAAGCACAAAACAUCAAUAGUGCCAAGAUUGGAAACUCCACCCUGUACCAUUACAUUAAAUAUUCACAAAACCUUCUGAGAUAGAAAAUCAGGGAGAUACUUGCUGCCAUUUUACAGAUAAAGAAACUGAGGCUCAUGGUAAGUAAAAUAGCUUUCUCCAUACCAGAAUGUGGAUGAGGAACGAAGACGAGGAUACUCUUUUCCCAUACUCUCCUCUCAAAGAAGAUGGGGAAUGACACGUGUCCGAUGGCUCCUGCCCUCAUUUUCAGUUAAGAAAUGCUUUCAACCCUACAAAUAUAAAUCUUUAACAUUCAAAUUAGUAACAAAUGGUUAAAAGGGAUAAUUUAUACUUCAAUUUUGAGGAAACAUUUUUAUUGCAUUCAUCCAUUCAUUCAUUCAGAGAUGUACUGGGGACAGAUAAUCCCUUCCCCGUUUCCUCCCCCAUGAGGAAGAAGGAGCUUUUGACUUGUUGCCUUAACUCAUUCAAUGCGAAGAGAUUCCAUUUCUCACCUAGAGACAGAGGCAGCUGGAAACUCCCAGAGGUAGAGACUCAGCCUCUCACCCAGGGUCCCCAGGUCCUGGAGGCUACUAAAGAGCACCCUGAAGGAUCUCACAAUCCUCAGUGUGGGAGGAAGGUUGGGUAAGUUGUUACCAGGAACACUGGAAGGACCAGCUCCUCUCAAGGUGAAAUGAGCCUUGAAGGAAGGGCAGAGGAAAUCACUCUUGGGCAAGUGUUUUGCCCUCACAUCAAGAGUACCAGGGAAGCAGAGAGCACCAGUCCAAACAGACGUCAGCAGCCCAACCUCACCAUUGACAACCAGAAUAGCAAGCAACCGUUGCAAAAAAAAAGGCGGGGGGAGGAGCCAGAGGUGUGUGAACAAUUGCAUGAACCAACUCAUUCCCUCACCUCCACCCACACCUACUGGAUCAGGCAUUCAGGCACUGAAGACAGAAGAAGGGAGAGCAGGCAGCCAGGUCCUCCUCUUCUGCCUGAGGCCACUGCAGUAGAACAGAAGUUCUACCAGGUGGGGAAGGAAGACUGUAAACUGGACAAGAACCAUAAGUAAUAAUAACCUAAAUGCAGUUAAAUGAAUAUCUACUGGCAGUAAAACUUUUAGAACAGAAGUGCAUGGAAGUUAUCAGAUCGGACUGAAGUAAUAUUAAGCAAAGUUGGUCACAGUUAUUGGGGGUAAGAAAAGAUAACCAUUCCAUAUUUAUACCUCACCAAACUGAGAUUUUUCAACUUAACCUAUAUAAAGAUGCAUUGCACUGAAUUACACUGACUAUAAGAAACACAGGUCUUUAUUAUAUGGUCCUCAUCUCAGUGUGGCUUGGGGCAUGUGUGGCCCCCUUAAGAUUUAUAGGAAAAAAAUGUUUUACAUAAUUAGGCAUAAUGCAAACUAUCCCCUAACUUUUCCACCUUCCCACCACUAUUGUGAAUAUGUUGCUGCUCUGUGUCCUAAUAGUAGGCAUCAUUAAAAAAUUGUAAACAAAAUUUAAUGUAAUUAGUUAAAUUAUUUUGAACUACUCAAGUUUAAUCCCAUUGAACUGGUUGCAUGAAACUGGGCAACGAGGAAACUUUCCUGGUAAAAGGAAAACACAUACAAAUACACAUAAAAAGACUCCAAAUACAUGUAGCACAUUUUGGUCAGAAUCAAACUGAAUACUUGCAUGGACCCUUUCAACUCAAAAUUAUUAAUAAAACUAAAUCUUACUUUAAAAAUGUGUGAUAAACAAAAUGUAUGCAUGCUAUAUACAAAGAUGUCAAUGCAAUUCACAACUGGAAAAUUUUUGAAUAUUCUGAGGACUAUUUGUUCAUAGUGAGGUGGAAGAAAUGAGGCAAACAGCAUAGACCAAGGGUUCACAACUAAAGGACAAGAGCUAGGAUUGCCAAACCAAGUGACUGAUUCAGCUGUGGAGAGAGCAACAGAAAGUGAGCAAGCAUCUGCCUGCAUCACUGAGACCUCAGCCUACUUUCCUCCUGGCUUCCCCUGGAGCUCCAGCAAGUAGGACAGUAUGAGCAGAAUAAUAGUGAUGCUAGUAAUUAUUUUGAUACUAUUAAAUGAAAGAGCAGAUACAUUUUACAUAAGAGGUAUAAGAAUUCAUAUUUGAAUGAUAUUUUUUCUUAGAGGAUUUUCCUCUCAUUUUCCUUGGGGAGUACACACUCAUUCAGACACUGAGACCCACAACAAUCUUUUUAAAAAUGGCCAUUAAAAGAAGGUGCCCCCAAGGACUCAGAUGGUAGUUCACUACAAGCACUCAUACCCGCAGUAUGCUAGCUAUCAGUAUGCUGGAGGGAGGCGAUCAUGUUUCAGGGAACAUGAUGAAUGGCAGCCCUAAUACACUUUUUUAAGUCCCAGCAAAUUUUGGUAAAAACAUUUGGCAGUGUCUUUAUCCAGGUCUGUCUGAAAAAUACAAGCAAAAUGAAGUAUAAGUUGGUGUGAUGGUUAAU
Molecule: messenger RNA, 6255 nt
Organism: Macaca mulatta (Rhesus monkey)
Lineage: Eukaryota; Metazoa; Chordata; Mammalia; Primates; Cercopithecidae
Gene: CCDC190
Product: coiled-coil domain containing 190
Source: RefSeq, a predicted model, not a curated record